UGUGUGUGUGUGUGCAGGGCUGCAGCGUGUGCGGAUGGAGCGGCAGAGAGGGAGGGAGCGCAGAGCGAGAGAGUUGGAGCACAGCGCAGCACAGAGCCUCAGCCACACAGAGCGGUCUGCGCGCAGAGGAAGGACGCGCUCUCCAUCGCGCUCCUGAGGAAAAAAACGACCUGUCUGCUGGACAGCGGUGUGCGACGGACACACACACACACUCAGACAUACACAGUCAAGGACAUAUGUGAGCGGGGUGCGUUUCCGCGGGGACUCUACCACCAGGAUUCAGGAUUUUUUUGCGCAAGUCAUGGCAUUUGUUUGGAAACUAAAUAAACAAUGCACUCUGCUGGCGACAACUAAUUCACAAAGAUGAGUCACCGAGGGGAUGAUCGAAGACAUCCAGUGGCUCUGUGGUCUGCUCAAGCGGGGCAAAGUCCGGUAAGCUGCGCGAUUCUCACCCACGGAGCGAUAAGCGUCUCUCGGUCACCUUCUGAAAUGAUGUCUUGUGGCGACGUGCGUGGCGCGCCAGAGUGCGCGUGAGUGACUGACCGAUAGUCUUUCUGAAAGAGAAAGAGAGGCUGGAUAUAAACAGCAGCCAGGCUUUCAGGCAGCGACAGCCAGACACUCAGAGCAGCCAUCUCGCCUCUGUCACAGCUCCUCAGACCCAUGCAGGAUGCCCGGAGAGCGCCGGGGAGUCCUGGUCCAGCUCAGCCCGAGUUCAUGACGCUCUGGGCGGCCUCGUCAUGCGUCUCUUGCCCGAGCCCAGCGCCCAGUCCCUCCGGCUCCUCUUCCUCUUUAUCUUCGUGAUGGGGGUGACCCCUUCCCCGGCUCUCACAGCCGGCUGCCCCGACAGAUGCGUGUGCGACGACCAGCUGGUGGUCCAGUGCGCCGGGCAGGAGCUCACCCUGUUCCCCAAUGACCUGCCCCUGGCCACCAGGCAGCUCAUCAUCUCCAACAACCGCAUCGGGGACCUUCCGGCGCUGCAGCUCAACUACCUGUCCGAUCUGGUCUAUCUGGACUGCAGCAACAACUCUCUGACCGAGAUCUCCGAGUCCACUUUCGGGAAUUUGCGUAAACUCGCCUAUCUGGACUUGUCGUUCAACACCCUGCUGCAGAUCGAGGACCGGACUUUCGGGCCCCUGGCAUCUCUGGUGAUGCUCCGGCUGACGGAUAACCCGAGUCUGGGGGAGAUCCACCCGGAUGCCUUCUCGGAGAACAUGGCUCUGCAGGUGCUGGAUGUGAGCCGGAACAACCUGACGGCCCUCAACAUCAGCAGCCUGAUCGCCCUGCCUGCUCUGCGGUCUCUGGGGCUCAGCGGCAACCCCUGGAGCUGCGACUGUGACACGGAGGACCUCUGCCUCUGGGUGCAGAUAGAGGGCUUCAAGUUCCAAGACGAGGGCCAGACAGUUUGCCAGAGUCCCCCAGAGCUGGCGGGCCAGCGGUUGGCGGAGGUCGGCAUGCAGCUGCGGGCGGACUGCCACCAAGGCCUGGGCUACUGGGACUACCUCUUCUUCAUUGCCAUCGGCUUUGUCAUCUUCUCGGCCGGAACGGUGUCGGCCUGGGUGAUGGGCGUGCUCAUGGUGCUGUACGAGCGCUACAGCAAAAGGAAGAGCGAGGAGCUGGACAGCGAUGACGAGGACGAGAGGGGAGGGAUGGGCGGAGGUGGUGGGGGAGGGGGCGGAGGAGGUGGAAACCAGGGGAACGGGGAUCUGAGCAAGCCUGGCAUGCAGGUGUGA
Molecule: messenger RNA, 1730 nt
Organism: Epinephelus moara (kelp grouper)
Lineage: Eukaryota; Metazoa; Chordata; Actinopteri; Perciformes; Serranidae
Product: leucine-rich repeat-containing protein 52-like
Exons: 2
Coding region: 738-1730 (330 amino acids)
Cellular component (GO): voltage-gated potassium channel complex
Molecular function (GO): voltage-gated potassium channel activity; potassium channel activator activity; transmembrane transporter binding
Source: RefSeq, a predicted model, not a curated record